This is a messenger RNA of Dentiscutata heterogama, 424 nucleotides long. NCBI's taxonomy places the organism in Eukaryota, Fungi, Glomeromycota, Glomeromycetes, Diversisporales, Gigasporaceae. The record is from the annotation of a GenBank genome assembly.
AUGGCGUUCAUUAGAAAACCCGUGAUCAUCAUGUUGAUUGUGAUGUCGCUAUAUGCUAUUCUCGGCGCUGGUAAAAAUGAACUUAAAAAAGUUUUUACAUGCCCAAAGGAAAAUGAUAAGAAUAAUCCUAAUGGACUUUACGCCAAUCCAGAUGACUGUUAUACAUUCUAUCAAUGCGCUAACGGUUAUCCAUAUGUGAUGGAUUGCCCUGAUGGUUUGCAGUGGAGUACGAAACUAUUAAGAUGUGAAUGGCCUGAAAAUUCUGAUUGCGGGGUCACAUCUAGUAAAGAAUUUACAUGCCCAAAGGAAAAUGAUAAGAAUAAUCCUAAUGGACUUUACGCCAAUCCAGAUGACUGUUGUACAUUCUAUCAAUGCGCUAACGAUAUUCCGUAUCUGAUGAAUUGCCCUGAUAAUUUACAAUGGA